This is a messenger RNA of [Torrubiella] hemipterigena, 1452 nucleotides long. NCBI's taxonomy places the organism in Eukaryota, Fungi, Ascomycota, Sordariomycetes, Hypocreales, Clavicipitaceae. The record is from the annotation of a GenBank genome assembly.
AUGGCUGCCACUACUCCAACCCCCAUCGAUCUCCUCUCACCAGAGGUGGAAUGCACUGCCGAGAAGAUCUCGCACCAAGUCACUACCGACGACAAACUACCCUCGGGUAAGGCAUCCGACACGUCAGACCCGAAUCCCGUCGAUCCGUUGCAACAACCCGAUGCCGUCACCGAUAUCCUCGAUGGCUCUACAAACAUCCACUUUGUCAAGCAAAAGAAUGGCCGGUUCAAGCCUCUGCAAGAGGGACGUCUUCGCAACAACCUCAUCUUCAUUGUGGGCUUCCUCGAACUUGGCAACGCUCUCGACUUUGCUGCCAACGUGUGGAACGAGACACCCGUCCCUCUCCAUGCUGUCAUCUUGAUGGCAAUUGGUGGUACAGCUGCUGGUAUUCUCUCCAUCUUUGCAAUCAGGGAUGCCUUGUUCGCAUACUCCAACCUCAAGUUCCUCAAACAGCACCGUCGUCAGCUAAAGUUAGAGCGCCAGACCCUGGUUGACGGCGGCCAGUCGACGCUGGAUGUGGACGUUUUAUUGACGCUCACAUUCCGAGAAAUGACCUCCGAGUUUAUCAACCGCCUCUUCAUGGACAUCUUCAUGGGCGGCGGUGGUGUGCUGAUUUCCAUUGGCACAUACAUGGCCAUUGGCGGCGCAAACCCAUCGGUAUUCAUGGCUAGUAACAUCCUCUCUGGAUACCUGGGUAACGCCCCUAUUGCUCUUUAUGGCCUGGUAAACUUCUUCUGGGCCAUGUAUCUUGCUGCAAAGGCACAGGGUCAUAUUCGAGCCGCAUCCAAGACAAUCUCGGGUACGACCGCCAUGUCUCUGAUCUACAAGCGAAGCCGUCUGCUACAGACCUACUCGCUCAUCAACGGCACAGCAACAAUCUUGGGCGGUGCAGGAUCUCUCAUGACAGCAACCCUGUGGUACGGCUAUGUCAUUUUGAUCCCCGUUGUCAUUUCAUCACCAAUCUGCAACGUGCUGUGGCGCCACAAGCUCGGCUACGAACGAGACUAUACCCGAGCCCAGCUCGACAUCACCACCGAAUCCCUCGUCUCGACCGUUGCCUAUUUCUCCGAAGCCCAGAAACAAAUCGCCAAGGGCCGCCUUGACUUUCUUGGUGAGAGAGGCGACAUUACAUGGCCUGCUAUGCUGGACUUCCUUCACAAGUACGGCAUGCUGGAAGACUACUGCUGCGCUCUUCUCCAAGACGCUCAGCUCGGCCCCCAUUUCUACCAACCCUCCGACACAACAGUAGACAUUUCUCUAUCCCAACUUGGUGGUGUGCCCGAGGAGCUCCAUGCCGACAUGCUUCGCGUGGCUACCAAGCACAUUCGCGACGCUGGCCGUCGCCAUUUUGUACAUGCGCAACGUUUUAAUACAGAGCUGCUGGGCAUUUACCUGCGCCACGUGGAGCUGCAAGACGCAAUCAAGGAAGAUGUGUCUCAGUCCGGUGCAUAA